Neurospora tetraspora is the source of this 1190-nucleotide messenger RNA. RefSeq lists its product as uncharacterized. The coding region runs from base 138 to 962 and encodes 274 amino acids. Lineage: Eukaryota; Fungi; Ascomycota; Sordariomycetes; Sordariales; Sordariaceae. The transcript has 2 exons. The record is from RefSeq and is a predicted model, not a curated record.
AUUAUGAUGGUCUCGACGGGGCCAACCAGCCAAUCAACGCGCCCCUAUCCACCUCUUUUUCCCCAAAGUGGCCUGAAAUUCCGUGGCCUGCACGGGCGACGCGGCAUCGAAUUCCCCGUGACCGUUAAGAUAUCAAAAUGUUCGCUUCGAAGGUCUCCUUUUUCUUUGUCUUUUUUUUUCUUCCCAGAAGCCGAAUUGGCAUCCUGUCAACGCGGUUCCCGGUUGUCCCUGUUGCAAUUGACAUUGUCCUCUUGUCGAUGCCAACAACCUCGGGCUCGCUUGGCAACAUCUGUGUUCUAAGCCGCAUGGCAUGCAUGGUCAACGACCGCCAUCCUCGAUACGGGCUUUGGCCGUGUCAAAUAGUUUCCGAGCUUUUUUCCCCUUUCUCUUUCCACAUCCACACACAUUGUCAAGUCUGCAAUUUUGCAUGCCGUCAGACAUGGCACAUGUGCCUGUUUCUAAUAACAGUCUCAAUUUCUGACUUCAUUCACAAUCGAUCGAUUGCGGGCCGUCGUCUCGGAUGGGAUGCGCUGCUUCUGCCCUGUGUAGCACGCAAGCCAGUUAGCCAGCAGGUACCGGUACGUAGGGGGGCACCAGAUUGUCUUAUCCGACCGUGUUUGUACCCUGAUCGGCGUUCUGUACGGGGAGACGGGGAUUCUGGCGCCUUGUUGCGAGUUCAGAACCCUUUUUGCUGCUACUGGCGUUGUCCUGCGAGUGAGACAGGAAGCGGGGAGUCGGAAUGGUUCAUGGGUUCGAAGUUGAAGGUCUCACACGCUUGUUACCCGCUGGACGUCAUCCUGCACAGCGCGCUGCGCUGCGCUGCACCACUGGCGCUGCUGCUUGCCCGCCAUGCCGCUGCCAUCUCGUUGAUUUCCCCUGUCAAGGCAAGUCAGGGUCCCCUGCCCCGUGUGAAUGGCCCAAUGGCACACUCGGGUCUCCGACGUGCAUCGCUGGAUUUAUGAAUCGACGUUUUGCCUGGCGAUCGAGCACUCUGCUGAAGGCUCGAAUCGAACACCACCCCACCAUUUCAUCAUGGUUUCCCAUCCGAAUAUCUGCUCGUCUGCUCGGCUGCCACAGGUUCCGCAUGCCCAUGAGCCUGCCGAUGACCAAUUGAUUAUAGAGACGAUGCUAUUCUUUCUUCUUCUUUGAUUGCUCUCUCAUUCCUCUCAUCCGUCGGCUUCGCUUGAUUU